Messenger RNA from Cicer arietinum (chickpea), 1323 nucleotides. Its product is annotated as protein SENSITIVITY TO RED LIGHT REDUCED 1. The record is from RefSeq and is a predicted model, not a curated record. NCBI's taxonomy places the organism in Eukaryota, Viridiplantae, Streptophyta, Magnoliopsida, Fabales, Fabaceae. Gene Ontology annotation, cellular component: cytoplasm; nucleus.
CUGCUACUGUCUCUCACUAUUCGAUCUGCCCUUUCACCCAAAACUCUAAAACCAUCCUGACUUUGCCAUCACCCAAGACCAGACCUUCCGGCAGCAUUUUCCGGCAACCCAAAACAGUCCUUCCUUUUUCUCUAUCGUUUAGUUCUGAAUUUGCUGUGUUGUUGCAUUCAGAUGUUGAAGCAGUAAAACAGAAGAAUAAAAUUAGAGAUAAUUUUUGUAUCUGAAUGGCAGCUUCGGCAAAAACUCUCACAAACACCAAUUGCACAACAAGUGGAGAUUGGACGGUUGUUUUACCCCGUCGUGGAAAACAAAGGAGAAAAGUUGCCGAAGUUGGUAAAAUUUUGGAAGAAAAACAAGAACCAUGGGCUCCAACAGAUUCUCAGACAGAUCCAGGCAAAGAAACAGCAUUAAUGCAGAAAAUGGAAAGAUACAUUAAUAGGAUUGGGAACUCUCAGUUCUAUCAUACUUUCAGAGAUCAGAUUCAAACAUCAGUUUUCGAUUAUUUCCGGACGGUUUUAGGCUCCGACACAAAGAUGCAAAUGGUCAUUUAUGGUAUUGGCAGUAUCGAUUUGUAUGAGCCUCCACGUUUGCAACUUAGCAUUGCAAUGUUGAUGAAAAGAGAUUUCAAUUGGAUUGGAAGCAUAGAGGUAUUUGAUCCUAUUCUCUCUGUAACUGAGUCUCGGGUUUUGGAAACUCUUGGUUGUUCUGUCAUGUCCAUCAACGAGCAUGGAAAGCGAGAAGCUCUAAAGCCAACAAUGUUCUUCAUGCCUCACUGCGAAGCGGAGUUAUACAACAACCUGUUGCGGGCAAAUUGGAAACCGAAUCUUUUAAAAAAUAUGGUGUUAUUUGGGAACAGCUUUGAAACAUAUGAGCAGCAUGUUUCAUUAUGUAAGAACUCACCUAUUCAGAACUCCUUAGGGUAUAUCUUGGCUGUCCGAAGUUUCGCAAAUGAAUUCAGAAUCGAAACAAUUUCCGAUGAUUAUUAUAAUGCAUUCCAUGAUUCAAGUUGGCAUUUUUUCAGCGCUGUUCAUGAGACAGAACUGCAAUUUAUCAAUUCUUGAUGGAGUUUAUCUCAAUAUUUUGUUGUAUACCACUAUGGCUUAUCGUUCAAGAAAAUGUUAGAACACUUCAAAUCUUAUUAUUUUUUUCAAAAUGUCCUUGAGAUUUGAUUCUUAUGCCUAAGGGUUAAUGUGAAACAUCGUGAGAAGGUUCUGGUCUUCAUUUAUUUGAGACCUCUACUAUUCCUUCGGAUUCUUUUAUUUUUUAAGGUCUCGUUUGAAUUUGAGACAAAAUGAUCAACUUAAUAAUAUCGAUAUUUGCUAA